AUGUCCUCAGCCCCACAUGAAAACACAGUAGAAAUAAGAAAAAUACUUAGCAACUUAGAAAGCCAAACAGACAUAAUGGAUUCCUUAUCGAAAUUCAGAGACAUAAUGCUUAUAAACAAGGAUGACAAUUUGAUUAGACUUGUGCUGCAGAAGGUUCAUGGUAUUCUCCACAGUUCAUAUAACAUUGAAUACAUAGAAAUACUUUUGGAUACUAUUCAUGUUGAAGAGACAUUCGAUGAGGUAUUCAGAAUAAUUCUCAGCUUUAGAGAUCGAUCAGACAUUUUUAGGGUUCUGUCCAGACUUAGAAACAACAAUGAAUUGAUAAUAUUCAAAUAUUUUAAAGAACUUAAAAACAGUCCCUUUCCUAGCGAUUUUUUCAAAGAAAUGGAUAAAAGAUAUAUCGAGAUUUUGGAUGAGAUCGAGUAA
Molecule: messenger RNA, 426 nt
Organism: Encephalitozoon intestinalis ATCC 50506
Lineage: Eukaryota; Fungi; Microsporidia; Unikaryonidae
Exons: 1
Coding region: 1-426 (141 amino acids)
Source: RefSeq, a predicted model, not a curated record